This is a messenger RNA of Oryctolagus cuniculus (rabbit), 3082 nucleotides long. It is a transcript of the gene FUBP3, whose product is annotated as far upstream element binding protein 3. Gene Ontology annotation, molecular function: RNA binding. The record is from RefSeq and is a predicted model, not a curated record. Lineage: Eukaryota; Metazoa; Chordata; Mammalia; Lagomorpha; Leporidae.
UUUCCCUUUCCGGCUACGGGUCCCCAAGCGGAGCGGGAGGCCGGACCGGGGAGCCGACAGGCGGCGGCGGCGGCGGCGGCGGGGGCGGUAAUGGCGGAGCUGGUGCAGGGGCAAGGUGCUCCGGUGGGGAUGAAGGCCGAGGGCUUCGUGGACGCCCUGCACCGGGUCCGGCAGAUUGCUGCUAAAAUUGACUCCAUUCCUCACUUGAAUAAUUCCACACCUCUCGUCGACCCCUCAGUGUAUGGCUAUGGAGUGCAGAAAAAGCCCGUGGACGACGGAGUAGGUAACCAGUUAGGGGCCCUGGUACAUCAAAGGGCAGUAAUAACAGAAGAAUUCAAAGUGCCUGAUAAAAUGGUAGGAUUUAUUAUCGGCAGGGGAGGUGAGCAGAUCUCACGGAUUCAGGCCGAAUCUGGUUGCAAAAUUCAGAUUGCUUCAGAGAGUUCUGGGAUUCCAGAGAGGCCCUGUGUACUUACCGGAACCCCAGAAAGUAUUGAACAAGCCAAGCGGCUCCUGGGGCAGAUCGUGGAUCGCUGUCGGAACGGCCCCGGCUUUCAUAACGACGUAGAUGGCAACAGCACGAUCCAGGAGGUUCUCAUCCCUGCGUCUAAAGUGGGUCUGGUCAUCGGCAAAGGAGGGGAGACCAUAAAGCAGCUGCAGGAGCGGACUCGUGUGAAAAUGGUCAUGAUCCAGGACGGCCCGCUGCCCACGGGGGCGGACAAGCCUCUUCGCAUCACCGGAGACCCCUUUAAAGUGCAGCAAGCGAGAGAGAUGGUGCUGGAGAUCAUCCGAGAAAAAGACCCAGCUGACUUCCGAGGUGUCCGCGGCGACUUCAGCUCGCGGCUAGGAGGCGGCAGCAUGGAGGUGUCCGUGCCGAGGUUUGCUGUCGGGAUUGUCAUAGGAAGGAACGGCGAGACGAUCAAGAAGAUCCAGAGCGACGCCGGCGUGAGGAUCCAGUUUAGACCAGAUGACGGCGUCAGCCCAGAGAGGGCGGCGCAGGUGGUGGGCCCUCCGGAGCGCUGUCAGCACGCGGCCCACGUCAUCAGCGAGCUGGUUCUCACGGCACAGGAGAGAGAUGGCUUUGGCGGCCUGGCGGUAGCCAGGGGAAGAGGCCGCGGCCGAGCAGACUGGAGCAUGGGAACCCCGGGCAGCAUCCAGGAGAUAACGUACACGGUGCCGGCAGAUAAGUGUGGGCUCGUCAUAGGCAAAGGGGGUGAGAACAUCAAAAGCAUCAACCAGCAGUCGGGGGCACACGUGGAGCUUCAGCGAAACCCCCCUCCCAACACGGACCCCACCCUGCGGGUCUUCACCAUCCGGGGCGUCCCCCAGCAGAUCGAGGCGGCCAGACACCUCAUCGACGAGAAAGUGGGCGGUACCAGUCUCGGAGCACCAGGAGCCUUCGGACAGAGCCCGUUCGGCCAGCCGCCCACCGCGCCCCACCAGAACUCCUUCCCUCCCAGGAGCUCAGGGUGCUUUCCAAACAUGGCUGCUAAAGUGAACGGAAACCCGCACAGCGCCCCCGUGAGUGGUCCUCCGGCCUUCCUGACGCAGGGCUGGGGCAGCACCUACCAGGCGUGGCAGCAGCCCACACAGCAGGUCCCAAGCCAGCCGAGCCAGCCGCAGAGCAGCCAGCCCGACUACAGCAAGGCCUGGGAGGACUAUUACAAAAAGCAGAGUCACGCAGCCAGCACCGCUCCGCAGGCCAGCUCCCCGCCAGACUACACGAUGGCCUGGGCAGAGUACUACAGACAGCAGGUCGCCUUCUACGGGCAGACGCUAGGGCAAGCUCAGGCCCACAGCCAGGAGCAGUAGAGGGGCGCCCUGCCUGGCUUCUCCCCGGAAUCAGUGUGAAAGCCUGUUUGCCACAGAGGUUUUCAGAUUUGCAAACCUUUUGAUGAAGAACCUUUGUUUUCUUCUGUGAAACACUAUAUUUAGAUUAACAGAAUUUUUCUAAAAAUCGAGAAAAUUAGCUACUAAAAAUUGCUGAUAAUUUCUGUGUCAUCAUUUUGUUUGCCGUCGAGCGCGUGAGCGCGGCUCCCGCAGGGCGGUGCCUGCGCCGGUGCCCUGGGCCUCCGCGGGACAUUUCAGGAUGGUGUUUUUUGUCUCGUUUCGGUUUCUUUCCCGUCUUUUUAUUUACAGUUUUUUUCUGUUGCAACAGAAAGUGGCUUGGAAGUCUUAGGUGGUAUGUAACAAAUUCUUUUUUAAAAAUUUUUAAGCAGUAUUUAAAUAUUCUUAAAUGUGUAAAUUCAUUAAAUGUUUUACUUCUAAUUUCUUGUAUCUUGGCUGUCUGGUUUUAUUGCAUUUUUUAAAAACUGAACUAUUAUGUAUUGUAAUUAAUUAUGUGAAUUCUGAAUCGAGACAGAUCAUUGUAGCGCUGUCCAUGGGCGGGGCGUCUUCUGGGUUUGCAGACUUCGCGGCGCCGUGAGGCGGUGGUGUCAGUGCGUCCCCGCUGCGUGCGUUGUUCCCGUGUCUCCGUGGCCGGUUGCAGUUGUGUAUCUAAGACCUCCAAGCUUGUGUUAGAAACAAAACAGAAACCUUCCUCUAUUCUCUCAGAAGUAUAAAUACUGUUAUUUUUAAUAUUAAAAAGAAAUUCAAUAUAACUUUUAACAGACACUGUGGAACCUUAAACCGUAUAAAAUGUAGUAACUAUUUUUUAAUUCCAAGGUGUUUCUUUGCUUCUUCCUUUUAAAUAUUUUCUUAAUAUUUGUCAGAUUAACUAGAUGAAUAAAUAAAUCUAGUAUUAACCACAGUAUGAAUUAAAUAAUUUUUGAUUUAAUAAAAGGGAUAUGAUUUCCAGUGUUUACUGUAGUGUUCUUGUACAGAUAACAUGUAUUUUUAAAGGAAAAAACGGAACUGAAGCUAUUUUUUCUUGGAUUUUUCAUUGACCUGAGGGAACAACAUUCCGUUUGAGACGUGCUGGGUUUUCUCCUUGUUUUCCUUAUAAUGCUUGAAAUGUCUAACUAUUAAAAAUGGCAGUUGGGAAAAUGUUAUGCAUGUUGUUUUAAAAGUGUUCUUUUUAUUUGACUGACAAUUCAUUUUACACUCUAUAUAAUAAAAUUCCCACAAGCCGUCUGUGGGCCAAGUA